UUUUGUUGAAAUGGUCGGUGCCAUACAUCUGGAUAUGGAUUAAAUCCGAAUUGGUCGGUGUAUUAGUGGCUGGAUUGAAAAAAAAACCGCCGGUGACAUUAUUGCACAGAUAACGAACGUCGCAUAAUUUGAAAAUUCUCAGAAUUUAAUGUGUCGAGAAGUUUUUUUUUUCACUCUCCUUGUUCCAUCUGUUGUCUCUUCCUUCCUGUUACUUGGCGUUCGCUUCCCCAGAACUUCUCCUUCUCCGCCAAAUGUCACCGAUUAUUCUCUCCGCAGCUGUAAAUUUUCUCCACCCCAUCACCAUAUAAGACCGACCCACCAUUUCUUCUCCGAAGACAAGACAUGGGUUUCUCUCAAGUUUUGAUCUUUGGAUCUCUCGUGACAUGUUCUCUGAUGGGCAUUACAGUUUUGGGCGGAGAUUUCGUCCGAGAUGUCGACAUUGUGUGGGGAGGAGACAGAGCUAAGAUACUGAAAAACGGUGAGGUUCUGACAUUGUCCCUUGACAAAGAAUCGGGCUCCGCUUUCCAGUCCAAAGAUCAGUUCUUGUUCGGUAAGAUAUCUAUGCAGGUCAAGCUUGUCUCUGGCUACUCUGCCGGUACCGUCACCUCGUACUAUGUAGCAUCGGCGGGAGCGACGUGGGAUGAGAUAGACUUUGAGUUCUUGGGGAAUCUGAGCGGAGAUCCUUACACUGUCCACACCAAUGUCAUCACCAGUGGUAAAGGAGACAGAGAGCAACAGUUCCGCCUUUGGUUCGAUCCCACCAUCGAUUUCCAUACUUACUCCAUUCUAUGGAACCCGAAAACCAUCAUAUUCUACGUGGACGGGACACCAAUAAGGGAGUUCAAGAACAUGAUGAACGCAUCUGUAAAUGUGCCUUACCCAGAGAAACAACCGAUGAGAGCGCACUCGAGCUUGUGGAACGCAGACCAAUGGGCAACGAGAGGGGGGCUCGUUAAGACAGACUGGUCCAAAGCUCCAUUCACGGCUUCUUUCAGGAACUACGAAGCUCGAGCAUGCGUCUGGUCCAUCAAUGGCUCGUCCACUUGCGGCCGUGGCUCGAGCUCGUGGUUAAGGGAAGAGCUCGAUGCGUAUAGCUUGAAGAGGCUCAGGUGGGUCCGAACCAAUUUCAUGAUAUAUGAUUAUUGCAGUGACGCUAAGAGAUUUCCUCGUGGGUUUGCCCCUGAAUGCAGUGUUCGGGUUGAUGCACACUAAACUUGUACAAUGAAGAUAAACAACAUACACACAAAAAAAAAUGUUUAUUAACGUAAUAGAUCAUCUAAAUGAUGAUCCAUGAAGAUAUUUAGGUUAUGCCCGUUGCUUAACCAAAGAAAGAUUAAUAUAAAGCAAUA
Messenger RNA from Tarenaya hassleriana, 1349 nucleotides. RefSeq names its product probable xyloglucan endotransglucosylase/hydrolase protein 23. Gene Ontology annotation, biological process: cell wall biogenesis; xyloglucan metabolic process. Bases 343 to 1212 code for a protein of 289 amino acids. NCBI's taxonomy places the organism in Eukaryota, Viridiplantae, Streptophyta, Magnoliopsida, Brassicales, Cleomaceae. The record is from RefSeq and is a predicted model, not a curated record. The transcript is spliced from 3 exons. Gene Ontology annotation, cellular component: apoplast; cell wall. Gene Ontology annotation, molecular function: hydrolase activity, hydrolyzing O-glycosyl compounds; xyloglucan:xyloglucosyl transferase activity.